Molecule: messenger RNA, 3482 nt
Organism: Microplitis mediator
Lineage: Eukaryota; Metazoa; Arthropoda; Insecta; Hymenoptera; Braconidae
Exons: 3
Coding region: 348-3200 (950 amino acids)
Source: RefSeq, a predicted model, not a curated record
GAGAGACGGUCUCUUGGUUUUUGGCGUUCAUCAACGACGGACGCAUUUCCCGCACUCAUACACGAGUAUUCUAUAAAACUUUUACAUUCAACAUCCAGUAUAUUUAUUCGUACACACGCCAUUGCCAGGAGCCAAUAAGCCCACUGGUGAGUGGAAGCUUAUUUUGGUUAAAUAUAAAUUACUGUGGACAUUCGAGGAUUGGGUUUUGGAAGUGGACUUUUGACCUGGUGACUGAGGAUUGGGUUCAAGGAGGCUAGAGGACCUUUGGAAUCUAUUGGAGUCUUGGUUGGAGAGAUCGGCGGUGGUCUUGGGACCGUUGUUGGAGGAAAAGUGUUGAAGUAUCCAGUAUGCCCAAACGAAUUAAACCAGGUUCAUCUCGUUCUGCCAUAAUAAAAAGGAAUCGAAAAAGGCUAAAAAGUUUUCUGCUAUCUGCCGAGAAUGCGAUUCGUCCUAUUCCACCAAACUUUCUUGAAAAUAUGCCUCAAACGUCAGAUUCACGAGCUCCAUCUAUUAUUAAUGAAGGUGAAGAAGAAGAUCGUAUUAUGGACAACAUUAUAAACUUACAUUAUGAUGGCGAUACGUAUUUUGGAAAAAACGAUUAUUAUUUUUCAGCGAGCCCUUCCAGCGAACUAAACGAAAACGUUUGUGAUGAAAAUGUUGCAGAGGAAAUGAUUGAUAUCGAGGAUAAUGAUGAUGAAGAAGGGUUCACCUAUAGUUAUGAUAAUGAUAAUAAUGUCGAUGACGAUGAUAAUGUCGAUGAUGGUGAUGAUGAUGUCGAUGAUGAUGAUGACGAUGAUGAUGAUGAUGAUAAUGUCAAUGAUGAUGAUAAUGAUAAUGACGAGGAUGAUAAUGAUGAUGAUGGUGACGAUGAUGAUGAUGAUAAUGAUAAUGACGAUGAUGAUAAUGAUGAUGAUGGUGACGAUGAUGGUGACGAUGAUGAUGAUGAUAAUGAUAAUGACGAUGAUGAAAAUGAUGAUGAUAGUGCCGAUAAUCCAUUUUUUGCCGUGAGCAAAGUAAAUUGUUUCCAGUUUCCGUUGAUACCUAACAAGAAUUUGUCAAUCAUCGAUCAUUUUCUAUCGAUUAUAGCCACAGCAAUUAAACAUCACAUGUCUUACGAAGCAAUAUUGGAUAUUUUCCGUUGGAUGAAAGUGUCACACGCAGCAAAUCGCUUACCAACGACUAAAGCAGCAUUGUGGAAUAUAUUGAGCCGCAAUAAGUCUAUGAUCACACCGCAUUAUUAUUGCGAACUUUGUGAAGGAUAUUUAGGCACAAAAAAUGAAAAGAACCUUUUAAAAUUAAUGUGUUUUUGUAAGACAUGUGGUCCUAAAAAACCCGAAAAGCAUCUUGGAUGUUUUUACAGCAUUAGCUUGAUUUCACAAAUAAAGCAAUUAUUUAAAAUUCCUCAUAUUGCACAAUCUUUACAGUACCGUAACUUAAGGGUGAAAAAAAAUAAUGAGGCUUUUGAAGAUAUAUAUGACGGCUUAGAAUAUCAACGAUUGUGUUCGCCAGGUAAUUUUUUGGAACAUUGGUUUAAUUUUUCCAUCACUUUCAAUACUGACGGGUGUCAAAUUUCAAAUUCAUCAAAAGCAAGUGCUUGGCCUGUUUACGCAGAAAUUAAUGAAUUGCCUCCUCAUAUGCGCAAGAAAUAUGUUCUACUAGCAGCCAUAUAUGUUGGUGAUACACAUCCUAAGAUGAAUAAUUUACUUCGACCAUUUACAGAACAAAUGAGAAAACUUUUUACAGAUGGUGUUACAUGGAAACCAUCGGAAUCAUCUGAGGUAACCUCAAAAUUUAUAGUUGUAGCCAGUACUCUUGAUGCACCAGCCCGUGCAGCAGUAGUUCGAAUGAAACAAUUCAAUGGCUAUUUUAGCUGCGUGUAUUGUUAUGCGAAGGGAAAAAGUACAGCAAGAAGAUUGAUUUUUCCAUUUAAGCAAUCUUACCUAAAAUUACGAACUGAAAACGAACUCAAGGCAGACAUGAAAUACGUUAUCCGUACUGGCAAUAUAAGACAUGGCGUGAAAGGUUAUUCAUCGUUAACAGCUCUACCUUUAUUUAAGAUAACUAAAGGAGUUAUAGUUGAAACUAUGCAUUCUGUUUUCUUAGGAGUUGUAAAAUUACAUACAACAGUUUUGCUAAAAACAGUAGGAGCUCCUUAUUAUAUUGGGAAAAAACAAUCCUUACAAAUUAUUAAUAAAACAUUACUAUCAAUAAAACCUCCAUCCCGCCGUUCUCGAAAGCCUCGAAAAGUAGAAUCUUGCGUCCAAUGGAAAGCAUCUGAGUGGAGAAAUUGGUUAGAUUAUGCUCCAGUGUGUUUAAAAUCAGUUUUGGAAGAUAAAUAUAUAAAUCAUCUGGCUCAACUUUCCGAAGCUAUUCACUACUUGAACAGUGAUUCAAUAACGUUACAAGAACUCAAUCGAGCAGAUUUUUUAUUAAAGGAAUAUGCAAAAACAUUCGAGCAAUUUUUUGGGGAAGUAAAAAUGUCAUCGAAUGUCCAUUCUUUAUCCCAUUUAGUUGAGUGUAUAAGAAAUUGGGGUCCCAUGUGGGCGCACAAUGCUUUUACAUUCGAAUCGUGGAAUCGAAAAAUUAUGGAUUGCCUAACAAGUCCCGUCGGACGGGAAGAUCAAAUUAUUACUCGUUUUUUGAUGCAAAGAUUCAUCAAUCAUGUUGCUUUUGAUGGAUCUAUUUCCAAUGAAACUAGAAGUUUUAUAGUUAAACAGUUAAGAGUAAUAAAUGACAGCAGCAGAAUAGAACAUCGAGAUAAGUUUAUUGUCGAAAAAGAGUCAAGAGCACGGUAUUUGUCAGAAGAGGAAUUUAAAGUCUUACAUGUAGCUGGAUACAAGCCUGAGCACCUUACAGCAUAUGAAAGUAUGCACGUAAAUGGAGUUAAAUUUUCUUGUCUCAAUGAAACUAAAGUGACUAAGUUUUCGAACUCUUUCAUAUAUAGUGAUAUUGAUGGAACAUUUUCUACAAUCAACAAUAUCAUACAAUUUUAUAGCAGUCGUGAAAUUAUUACCGGUAUAAUUGUUCAAAGCUAUAAGCAUAUUGGUUAUGGAUUUAAUGCGGGUCAUAUCCAUAUGAUUAAACCAAAAAAAAUUUUAAACUUUAUAAGAGAUACUUAUAUGAUAAGACCUGCCAUAAAAAUGAGCACUGAAGAUCUUACAUUUGCUGUAAAGUUAGCAAAUUGCUGGGAAACAGACUAAAGAAGAUAUAUUGAUAAAAGAAAUGAUUUAUUUUUUAAUGCUUAAUGUAUAAUAAGAUUAAAAUAGACGUAAAAGUUUGAUAAAAACGAAUGUGCUAAGGCAUGCAAUAAACAGUACAGCACCUGAUGAAAGUAAGAAAAAAUAAUUAAUACUUUCAAGAUCCAAUUUAUGUUUGUAAUAGAAAUUGUAAUACUAAUUUAAUCAAUGUAUUUAUUGCCAUAAAUGCAGAUAUUUCUAUGGAUUAUUGUAAAUUAUAUUGUUAAUAAACACAAUUAACUCGUA